This is a messenger RNA of Hevea brasiliensis (rubber tree), 1556 nucleotides long. RefSeq names its product ethylene-responsive transcription factor ERF115. NCBI's taxonomy places the organism in Eukaryota, Viridiplantae, Streptophyta, Magnoliopsida, Malpighiales, Euphorbiaceae. Gene Ontology annotation, biological process: ethylene-activated signaling pathway; regulation of DNA-templated transcription. The record is from RefSeq and is a predicted model, not a curated record. The transcript has 2 exons. The coding region runs from base 614 to 1333 and encodes 239 amino acids. Gene Ontology annotation, molecular function: DNA binding; DNA-binding transcription factor activity.
UAAUUUGAUUGAUUUUUAUCUACUUUUAAAAUGUAAAGAGCAAAACAUCUUAAAUUCGAGUCUAGUUAUUUAUAUAUUAUAAAAAUAUUUACUUUUAUAAUAAGAAAAAAAGAAAGUUGUCUCCUGAUUCAGAGUCCAUCAAUUAUACCCGGCUAAUUAUGCUUCUAUUAAAUUUUCAAAGAUAAAAAAUCUGCAGCUGCAUUGACUUUUGUUCACUCUAUGCCAGAUUUAUAUCUACAUAUAUAAAGUCCUUCGUUAUACCUCACAAAACCCUAUCUUCUCCUCCUCCUCCUCUUCCUCCUCCUUCUUCUUCUUCUUCUUCUCCUCUUAAUUAAUUUAUGUUCUCCUCUCUUAUCUAUCUAUACCUCGUCUUGAUCUUGAUGCUGAUGAUUAACCCACGCCUCUUUGUCUUGAUAUGGUAUAUAUACACUCGUAAUUAAAGCAAGAAGCGGAAAAAUUUCUAGCCAGAGAAAUUACUCUCAUUUCUUGCUUGCAUGCUCUAAAUACCAAAGUGGAUCCAAAUCAUGGGAAGAGGCCCCUUCCAUUCGAUGAACCGGAGGAGAAAGAGGAAGAUCACAUCUUCCCAAUCUACUCAGCUCGAUCUCAACAAGACAUGAAUGCAAUGGUUGCAGUCCUAUCUCAAGUUAUUGGAAAUACCCACAAUAAUCCUCUUCAAGUUCAUGAAAAUCCAUUAACAACACAGCAAUCAACCACACAAGGGCAUGAUCAACCGCAGCAGCCAGUUCAAGAUCAAGGGAACACGAGGAGAAGACACUAUAGAGGAGUGAGGCAGCGACCAUGGGGCAAAUGGGCUGCCGAGAUCCGGGAUCCAAAGAAGGCAGCUCGAGUAUGGCUCGGUACUUUUGAUAACGCCGAAGCUGCAGCACUUGCCUACGACGAAGCUGCUCUUAGGUUUAAAGGAAGUAAAGCUAAACUUAACUUCCCUGAAAGAGUUCAAGGCACAAGCGAAUUAGGUUUUUUGACUAAUCGCCGAGGUUUGCAUGCUGGCACUGAACAAAUGAGUAAUCGAGUUAUUGCUCCUCCUCGUCCUCCACAAACACAACAAGAAGCAUACUCAAGUAGUCUUCAAUACCCACAGUUUAUGUUUCCAGGUGGGAACUAUGGCAAUGCUGUGCCUGCUGAUCCUUAUGGUAGAGAUCAGCCAUUUCUUUCGCGGACGUCAUCAUCUACAUCUUCAUCUUCAUCAUCCGUACCUUCUCAUCAACAAGAUGAACUCGUAAGAUUUUCAAUGCAGUUUGGGAGUCCUUACUCUCAUUCUAAUCAUCCUCCUACAAAUUGGAUGAACUUUGAUUCUAAACACGGAAGAGACUAGUACGUGUAGGCAGAAAAGUUUUACUAUUUGAGGAGAUAGCUAACUAGAGAGAAACUGUUGAACUUUCGGGUUAUGAUCAUGACGUUUUUCCCCUCUUCCACUUGCUUGUUUUUCUCUUUUCCUCUUUUGAUUUCCUUUUUCCCUUUUUGGGGUUAUUUAGUUAAUUUUCUUGCUUGUCGAUCCUCUUUCCCAUCUGGGGUAAUCAACUGGUAUUGUUUGUUGA